UGUAAGCCUGGCAUCGGUACAGUGCUGAAGAUCUAGAGAGAUGCCCUGGUAAUUCGUUGGUACAGUACUGCUGUUCACCCUAAGCACGUGUGCACCCGAAAGUAGACUAGAAAGAGGAAGCUAAUCGGGAAGGCGUUAAUCGAAAUUACAUACUUUGGAGCAACGGAAAAAAGAAUUCGCCAUUGAACUGGAACUUCUGGUUAAUUUCUACGAUAUCUGCAUCAUAUCAGAAGAUUGUCUCGUUAAUUGGCAGAAUCGAUAAUAUGACAUUUCUUUGACUGCAUUGUAUUGUACUACUGAUAAAGUCUUUUCCAUGUUUGCUCUGGUCCAGUUCUUCUUGCAUAGGAGAAGAUGAGUAUAAGAUCUCUUUGGGUGAUUAGUGAAGAAAACAGAGGAUCUGGGGUGGUACUGUUUUCAAGACGGUACCCAACUGUGGAAAGCAGGGCCAGAAGAUUUGGGAAAGAACAUUAUGUGUCCAUUCCUGAGGAUACUGCCUUUGUCCGGUCCCUGCUUACUGAGCUUGGCCUCACAGACCCUGAAAAACCUUUUGUGGAAGCAAGAGACAGUUGUGACCGAAUGCAUAAAACAUCUGCUUUGGAGUUAAAGCUGGAUCAGUUGAGAGGGGAUGUGCUGUGGCCUGUGUUGGCCAUACAACAUGGGAAGCUAAUUCUGGCAUGUCUGCCACUGAUAGAGGCACCUCUUAAACCCCGCCCUUCACUUCCUAGUCUACCUUCAAUAUCUCAAGGAUUUUCUUUACUUGCAGGGCUCCAGGCAUUCCUAACUGGGGUCAAGGCAGAAGGAGACUUAACAUCCAGAUUAGGCCUUUUGUCUAAUCUUUUAUUGCAUGCCUGUCCUUUAGGUAGUCCUUUAGAAACCAAUCUAAGUCAGACUGUAGUUCCUCCUGCUUCCCUUCCUGGAACACAGAAACAGCCAGCUUGGAAACCAGGGAUACACAAAGGAAGAGCGCAGGUUGCUGUGGCUGUCAGUGAGCAAGUUCGAUCAAUGCAAUAUGGGAACCCUUCCAAGCCAGACACAUGGGACGUAUUUGGCGCUGUGUCAUGCAAGUGUGACCUGGAGGGUGUGUUGCCCAACGUCACUGUUACUUUGAGUCUGCCUCCUAAUGGUUCACCUCUUCAAGACAUUGUGGUUCAUCACUGUGUCACUUCCCUGGAUUCCAGUGUUUUGACCGCAAGUAGUGUGGAUGAGAGUGACAGCUCUGCCUUCUCUGGACCCUACAAGUUUCCCUUCUCUCCACCCUUGGAGCCCUUUCGCCUGUGCUGUUACACUUCACAGGUACCUGUGCCACCUAUUCUGGGCUCCUACCAGAUAACUGAGGAACUUGGCCGAUUAAAAGUCGCAGUGAACCUGAAACUCCAUGAGAGUGUGAAAAACGGAUUUGAAUAUUGCGAAGUCCAACUCCCCUUCUUCAACAGGGGUCAGUUGGCCAAUGUUGACCUCAGAGUGACAACCGGACAGCUAGAAGUGACCAGAGAGAGAGGCUUGGUAGUUUGGAUGCUUGGACAAAAGUUUCCAAAAUCCUUAGAAGUGUCUCUAACAGGUAGCGUAAAUUUCAAUGGAGUCAACGUAAGUGGGCCUCAAAUAGGACCAAUGGAUUUCCUGUGUGUUGGCCUUACUUCCUAUAUCAAGGCAAGUAUCCUCAAUGUAUUUUGUGAAAUUAAAUUCUUAAAUGAUUCUUCUGGUAGAAUUUUUCGAAAAGAUAAACAAAAUUACAUGUAUUCUUUGUUUGGAUGCUACUGUCUGCUUAUGAUUGUGGUUUCCUAUGUCUGGUAAUUCAGGGGUUUCAUCAGAGCUUUCUUGUGGUUUUAGCUAAAUUUCCGUGUUCCUGACAUCACUCUAUCUGGCUGUUCAGUGGAUCAGCACUCUGUGCAGGUUUAUUCCUCUGCCAAACCCAAAAUUGUUACAUCCCGGGAGCUUGUCUCUUCUGAUUAUUACAUUUGGAAUUCUAUGGCUGAUGCUCCUUCAUCUUCUGGACCAGUGAUGCUGUAGUACUGCAGUGCAGAUGCAUUAUUUUGCGAAUUUAAUGAAUUGACUUUUACUGUCACAGAUGAAGUGUGUCUGCCCCUAAAGCCCAGAUUCUCAUUAUCUUAUGGUUAAAACAUCAGAAAACUACCCAUUCUUGAGAAACCCAUCUAGCAAAGCUUCGUCUUUAACAGAGAGGUACAGUAUUUCUGCACUUAAUAAAAUUUUCAAGCCUUCAUUAAUUGUGUUGGAUCAAUAUUUAUCCAUAAUAUGGGGACACUCACCUUAUUAAUAACGAUUGCCACAAAAUAAAAUUACUAUUUGGUGCAUGUUUUAAUGGGAGAUAUUUCUAUUAGUAAAAUAUAUGAUGUCUGCAGAUGUUUAGUUGCCCAGAGCUUAGAAUGAUGGGCAACUUUGUCAGUUAUGAUGCUUUUUUAACAAACUGACGAGUUAUUUCAGAAUCUCCUAGCUGUACUUUUUCCAAACUGAUGAUGGACUUAGCCUGGCUGGGUCAUAAAUUGUAAGUUUGUCACCUGGUAGCUGUGUACAUUUAAGUUUGAAGAGAACUCAGACUAGGAAGACAUUUGCUGUUUCAAUCUUAAUCCCCCAUUUUUAACUUCUUUUGUAAACUCUCAGCAAAAUUAAAAGCAAGUGCUCUAUUCAGUUAUUAUGCAA
Molecule: messenger RNA, 2655 nt
Organism: Erpetoichthys calabaricus (reedfish)
Lineage: Eukaryota; Metazoa; Chordata; Cladistia; Polypteriformes; Polypteridae
Gene: ap5m1
Product: adaptor related protein complex 5 subunit mu 1
Exons: 8
Coding region: 352-1791 (479 amino acids)
Biological process (GO): endosomal transport
Cellular component (GO): AP-type membrane coat adaptor complex; late endosome; lysosome
Source: RefSeq, a predicted model, not a curated record